This is a messenger RNA of Quercus lobata, 3446 nucleotides long. It is a transcript of the gene CHUP1, whose product is annotated as Hydroxyproline-rich glycoprotein family protein. Gene Ontology annotation, biological process: chloroplast relocation. NCBI's taxonomy places the organism in Eukaryota, Viridiplantae, Streptophyta, Magnoliopsida, Fagales, Fagaceae. The transcript is spliced from 10 exons. The record is from RefSeq and is a predicted model, not a curated record. The coding region runs from base 264 to 3242 and encodes 992 amino acids. Gene Ontology annotation, cellular component: chloroplast outer membrane.
CAGCCCACAGGGACCUCAACCUCAAGUCUCAACUCUUAUCUUCUUGUCUGCUUUGCCCAUCUUCUCUACUAUCCUAUGACUCAGUCCUGCCUCUUUUCUGGUCUCCACUCUAUUCCGGGUUGCAGUUGUUGCAUAUCAAGUGGCCUGAUGAGUUGAUAUUCAUCAAUGAUGGGAUUGGGAAGAAAUGGUGGUGGGGUGUCAUGGAAUUGUGUUCUUUGUAUGGAUGAGUUGAAGGUUAAGAUUUUCCUAUCAACUGUAUCUCCAUGGUAAUCAGGUUAGGCCUCCUGGUUGCUGCUUCAAUUGCAGCCUAUGCAGUUAAGCAGCUCAAUAUCAAAAGCUCGAGGUCAUCGACCUUAGCAGUCAAGCCUCCAGAAAAUGGAGAGGCAAGCUUUGAACAUCAGUUUGAGGAGGGAGACAAAGAGCAAGAUAAAUAUUCUAAUGAUAAAUUCAAAGAGAAGGACGGGAAGGAGGAAGAGGAGGAAGAAGAGGUUAAAUUAAUUAGUAGUAUAUUUAAUAGAACUUAUGUCAAUCCACCUGAUAUUGAUGAUGAGGAGAUCUUGCCUGAAUUCAAAGAUCUUUUAUCUGGGGAGAUUGAAUUUCCAGUACCUGGUAACAAGAUUGAUAAGGCAGAGAAAGACAAAACAUAUGAAAUUGCGAUGGCAAAAAAUGCAAGUGAAUUGGAACGGUUGCAGAAACUAGUAAAGGAAUUAGAGGAGAGGGAAGUGAAGCUGGAAGGUGAAUUGCUUGAGUACUAUGGAUUGAAAGAGCAGGAAUCAGAUAUUCUCGAGUUACAAAGGCAACUCAAGAUCAAGACUGUAGAGAUUGACAUGCUCAAUAUCACCAUUAACUCUUUGCAAGCUGAGAGGAAAAAGCUUCAGGAAGAGAUUGCUCAUGGAGUUUCAGCAAAGAAGGAGCUUGAGAUGGCAAGGAACAAGAUCAAGGAACUGCAAAGGCAGAUUCAGCUUGAUGCUAACCAGACAAAAGGCCAGUUGUUGUUGCUCAAGCAACAAGUUUUUGGUUUGCAGGCAAAAGAGGAAGAAGCUGUAAAGAAAGAUGUUGAAAUUGAAAAGAAGCUGAAAGCUGCAAAGGAGUUAGAGUUUGAAGUUGUGGAGCUUAAGAGGAAAAACAAAGAACUUCAACAUGAAAAGCGGGAGUUGACUGUAAAACUUGAUGCUGCUGAAGCUAGAAUAGCAGCCCUCUCCAAUAUGACAGAGAGCGAUAUGGUUGCCAAUGCAAGGGCAGAGGUCAAUAAUCUUAGGCAUGCAAAUGAGGACCUGUCAAAACAAGUGGAAGGACUUCAGAUGAAUAGAUUCAGUGAAGUUGAAGAGCUAGUGUACCUUCGCUGGGUCAAUGCAUGCUUAAGGUAUGAGCUCCGGAACUAUCAAGCACCUGCAGGAAAGAUGUCAGCUCGUGAUCUCAACAAGCGUCUGAGCCCCAAAUCCCAAGAGAAGGCUAAACAGAUGAUGUUAGAGUAUGCAGGAUCAGAACGUGGACAAGGGGACACAGAUAUCGAAAGCAACUUUUCCCACCCAUCCUCCCCUGGAAGUGAAGACUUUGACAAUGCUUCUAUGGAUAGUUCCACCAGUAGAUAUAGCAAUCUCAGUAAGAAACCUAGCUUAAUCCAAAAGUUGAAGAAAUGGAGCAAAAGCAAAGAUGAUUUAAGUGCUCUUUCAUCACCAACCAGAUCUCUCUCUGGAGGUUCUCCAAGCAGGGCAAGCAUGAACCAGAGACCAAGGGGUCCAUUGGAAGCCCUGAUGUUAAGGAAUGCAGAUGAUAGUAUAGCCAUCACCACCUUUGGCAAGGGGGAGCAGGAACCUACUGACUCUCCUGAAACUCCAACUCUUCCAAAUAUUAGAACAAGGGUUCCAUCCAGCGACUCACUGAAUAAUGUUGCUUCCUCAUUCCAAUUGAUGUCUAAAUCAGUUGAAGGAGUCUUAGAUGAGAAAUAUCCUGCAUAUAAAGAUCGGCAUAAGUUGGCCUUAGAGAGGGAGAAGCAAAUUAAAGAAAGGGCUGGCCAAGCAAGAGCAGAGAAGUUUGGUGACAAAUCAUAUGAAUCUUCAGCCAAGGUUGAAAGAGAGAAACCUCUAACUUUGCCACCAAAACUUUCUCAAAUAAAGGAAAAGGCUGCUGUCUCUGGUGAUUCAAUUGACCAAUCUAAUGAUGGUAAGACUGAUUCUCAAACAAUAAGCAAGAUGAAACUUGCUGACAUUGAGAAAAGGCCUCCUAGGGUGCUUCGGCCACCUCCUAAACGAUCUGGAGGUUCUUCUGCCAAUACAAAUUCAAAUCCUUCAGGUGAAAUACCAACUGCUCCACCUCCACCUGGUGCCCCACCUCCGCCACCACCACCUGGUGGACCACCUCGGCCACCUCCUCCACCAGGAAGCCUACCUAGAGGGGGAGGAAGUGGAGAUAAAGUUCACCGGGCUCCUGAACUAGUUGAAUUUUAUCAGACAUUGAUGAAACGAGAGGCAAAGAAGGAUACCUCAUCAUUAAUUUCUCAAACAUCUAAUGCAUCAGAUGCUAGAAGUAACAUGAUUGGGGAGAUUGCGAAUAAAUCAUCAUUCCUCUUAGCUGUGAAAGCCGAUGUGGAAACUCAAGGUGAUUUUGUCAUGUCAUUAGCAACUGAAGUUCGAGCAGCUUCCUUCACUGACAUAAAAGAUUUGGUGGCUUUUGUAAACUGGCUGGAUGAGGAACUUUCAUUCUUGGUUGAUGAACGGGCAGUUCUCAAGCACUUUGAUUGGCCUGAGGGGAAAGCGGAUGCAUUGAGAGAGGCGGCUUUUGAAUACCAAGACCUGAUGAAAUUAGAGAAACGAGUCUCCUCUUUUGUUGAUGAUCCCAAGCUUCCAUGUGAAGAUGCUCUGAAGAAGAUGUACUCAUUGCUAGAGAAAGUGGAACAUAGUGUGUAUGCUCUCUUACGUACGAGGGACAUGGCUAUUUCACGAUACAGGGAGUUUGGAAUUCCAGUUGAUUGGUUGUUGGAUUCAGGGGUCGUUGGCAAGAUAAAGCUCUCAUCUGUACAAUUGGCAAGGAAGUACAUGAAACGUGUAGCAUCAGAACUUGAUGCACUGAGUGGACCAGAGAAAGAGCCAAACAGAGAGUUUUUGGUUCUGCAAGGCGUGCGUUUUGCUUUCCGCGUUCAUCAGUUUGCUGGAGGCUUUGAUGCAGAGAGCAUGAAGGCUUUCGAAGAACUCAGGAGCCGUAUCCAUUCAAAAAUGGGAGAAGACAAUAAGCUGGAAACAUGAGGAUUUUUUUUGUUUGAAUUUUUUCCUUUUUAUUUUUAUUUUUUUGUUGUAUAAUUCACCUGACUCCAUGUUGAAGAAAAUAUAGAUCAUAUAUUGUACAAUGACCAGUCUAAUUCAAGACACAAAAUAGGGGGAAAAAAGAAGCAGCAGCAGAAGAAAUCAUGUAAAGUAAUUUAUAAAUGCUCUGAGCUUCUAUAUGCUUAA